AUGGAGUAUGGCACCCUCACUCACGUGCUUUUGUUCCAGGUAUCCCCAAUAGCUCAGGCUCUUCAUAAAUCGCUUAUACAUCCCCUCGGAUCAAACGCGAAGCGAAGCGACCAUCAACCUCUGACAAGGCCCUCCCUGCAGCAAGUACCACCUCGUUGUGAGGGUUGUACCACACGGCCGAUGCAGCAGCAGCAGCAGCAGCAGCAGCAGCAGAAGAAAGAAACUCAAUUCGCCCGCAGUGUUCGAAAAAGUCCCUGGAAGUAA
Messenger RNA from Aspergillus calidoustus, 264 nucleotides. The record is from the annotation of a GenBank genome assembly. Lineage: Eukaryota; Fungi; Ascomycota; Eurotiomycetes; Eurotiales; Aspergillaceae.